GGACAAUCAUCCCGUCGCCUGCUGGACAUAGUGGCAGCCUGCUGUGCUCCGUGACGCCGCCACAGACGGCGCAGCAUACGCAGUACAAAAGGACGAGACGCAUCAAUGCGGUGAGCGCAAUCAGAAGGUAUUUGCCCGUUCCUGCGCAGCUGAGCCCUGCCCUCACCGAGCUACUCUGCACACUACUGCACCGCCAUUCAGGCGUCCUUCACUUUCAUACUUUUACCUCCACCGCCGCCUCUUGCGUGUGUGCGACUCAUUGCUCAUUCUUCUGCUUCCUCCUUCUCCACUUCCUCUACACAUAUACGCCCAGUGUCUACUGGUUUCACUCAACCUUUCCUCUCCCGCGCUGCAUCUCCUCUCACGCUUCUGUCGUUUCCGCCCCCAACCUCAAUCGCCGAUCUACCUGCCUUUGCGCAAUCCGAACACAUUCUCCAUUGCAACGGAAUAGACCACUACUGCGUUGUCGCCGAGCAGCUCCAUGUCAAGCACCAUGGCCCUCCCAGACGAAGAUGACUGGGACUACGUCCGCGAGGAGCGCCGCCUUCGCCGCCCCUCCCCACCUCGCCGCUAUGUGACUGACACCCGGCGCUCCUCUCAUCAACGCCUCCUCAACCCCCACAUGAUGGACGGCGGCAGCCUAACACGCACUCGAUCACAAGGCGGCCACCCCAAUCCGAUCAUCAUCAACAACGAACUCGUCCAAGACAACCGCACUCCCUCCCCUUACGCACCCUACCCGCCAUCCCCCGACUUCCGCGGACGCAACCGACUAGGCAGCGACCUCGCAGAUGACUUUUACGAGCUCGCCCUGGGCAAUCGUAGAGUGCGCUCGCGAUCGCGCGGCGUCUCCGAUGCGGCCUGGGCGGACCGGCGAGACGAUUGGUACGAAGCCGAGCUGCGGCGCAAAGAGCGGCAACUGGCCGAGUUGGAGCGCAAGGCUUCGCUGGAAGAUGAUCGGGAGCGACUGAAACGGGAAUACGAACUGCAAGCGAUCAAAGAGAAGGAGGAGAGGAAGCGGAUUGAGCAUGAAUACGAGCUGAAGAAGAAGGAGGAUGAGGAGGACAGGAAGGAUGAGGAGCAAAGGAUUCGAGACAAGAUCAAGCGGGAGGAGCGCGAAAAGAAGGAGAAGGAGGAUCGGGAGUGGGACGAAUUCAUGGAUAAGUGGAAGGCGAAAGAAGCCAAAAAGAAGGAGGAAGAGAAGAAGAAGGAAGAGGAAAUGAACGAAGCGUUCCGCCUUCGCCUACUCAACAUGGGCUACUCGCGAACAUACAUUGAGCGGAUGAUGGCAGAAGAGAAGCUGAAGCGCUCCGAUCACCACGCCCUCGUACCCUUCAGCGGUGGUGGGCGCAUAGGUGGCGCUGGCCGCGUUGGCGCCCCGACAUACGUCAAGAUCCACCGCGAGUACCUCUCCGUCGACACCCUGCGCUACUUCAACUUGCCAUGGGAAUGGGACAAGAAAGACAAAAACUACAUCAUCAUCCUGCGCGAAAUGGACAAGUCGGAGACGGAGCUGCUCUUCGAGCACACGCGCAGUCUGCGGCAGGGCAAGCUGCUGCUCGAGCCGGCGGCGAAGCGCGCGCCCGGCCCGCAGUAUGCGUUUGUGCGCAAGCGGGACCGCAGCACGAGCCAGGUGAAGAAGCUGAGUAUUGUCAAGUUUGAUGAGGAGAAGUGAGUUGGCGGUGCAUUGCCGGAUGGGGUCGACUGGUCAUGAGGGUGAGAGGAGACGAUUUGUGAGCGAUCAUUUGGCUUGCGUUGUUGCUUUUUCAAUGCAUAGCAUUGCUACUUCAUGAAGUGCCCUUGCCGCCUUUUGCGAAAGGAUACCCCCUAGGUAGCCCGGUAUUUACGACAUCCGAAUUACAUACGUCUCAAAAAGACCCAGCGGCAGAUCCCGACCCUUUGCG
Messenger RNA from Neohortaea acidophila, 1904 nucleotides. RefSeq lists its product as uncharacterized. NCBI's taxonomy places the organism in Eukaryota, Fungi, Ascomycota, Dothideomycetes, Mycosphaerellales, Teratosphaeriaceae. The record is from RefSeq and is a predicted model, not a curated record. Bases 482 to 1675 code for a protein of 397 amino acids. The transcript is spliced from 3 exons.